This is a messenger RNA of Vitis vinifera (wine grape), 2118 nucleotides long. Its product is annotated as pentatricopeptide repeat-containing protein At4g39530. Gene Ontology annotation, biological process: RNA modification. The record is from RefSeq and is a predicted model, not a curated record. The transcript has a single exon. Gene Ontology annotation, molecular function: RNA binding; protein binding. The coding region runs from base 1 to 2118 and encodes 705 amino acids. NCBI's taxonomy places the organism in Eukaryota, Viridiplantae, Streptophyta, Magnoliopsida, Vitales, Vitaceae.
AUGUAUUCUCUACAAUCGCUUCCCCUCAUUUCUUCUUCUUCUGUUCAUAGGCCAGCGCCUGCAAAGCAACCCCGAUUAGCUGAGCCCAGAGACAAAUAUCCCCACAUUCACACACUUUCCGAUUCCUUAACGGCCGUGCGUGUGUUGAGUUCAUGCGCUGCAAACAGGGACCUGAGACUAGGCUCUUGCAUUCACACCAACAUACUCAAGUCUGGGCUCCACACAAAUGUCUUUGUCGCCAAUUCCCUCAUGGAUAUGUACGCAAAAUGUGGGCGUAUAGAGGAUGCUGCAAAAUUGUUUGAUCAUAUGCCUGACAAAACUGUGGUAUCAUGGACAUCAAUGAUGUCUGGUCACUGCCAAAGAGGAGCUUUUGAUGAAGUGAUAUCCAUCUUUUGGCGGAUGUUGGAGACCCUGCAGCCCAAUGAAUACACUCUAGCAGUGAUUCUACAAGCUUGCGCCCAAAAACGGGACUUGAAAUUGGUUCAAUUGAUCCAUUGUCACAUUAUAAAAACCGGGUUUGUGAUGGAUGCUUUCUUGCAGAAUUCUUUGAUUGAUGGGUACACAAAAUCUGGGACACUGGUGGCUGCAGAGAAGCUGAUGAAGAGAUUGAUUUGUAGGGAUGUUGUGUCUUGGACUUCAGUCAUUUCAGGUUGUGUACUCAAUGGAAUGGUGGAGAAGGCCCUUCUCUUCUUCUUUGAGAUGCAGGAAGAUGGGGUCUCACCAAAUACGGUAACAAUUCUCAGCAUCUUGCAGGCUUGCUCUUUGAUUAAUGAAUGGCAAGUUUUUCAGUGGGUUCAUGGCUUGGUUAUGAAAGCGGAAUGGCGAGAAAAUGUUUUCGUGAUGAAUUCCCUUGUUGAGAUGUAUUCCAUUAAUGGAUAUUUCAAGGAAGGAUUUCAGAUUUUUUGCAACUUCUGUUUCGAGGGUGACGGCCAGUAUCUUAGUACAGAGACGAUAGCCACGCUUCUGCAGGGAUGCAGCCAUUCUAAGUGUCUGAAGCUUGGAGAGCAGAUUCAUGGGUACCAGAUUAAACAUGGGUUCUUUCCUUGCACCAUUGUUGAAAAUUCUCUGAUUUACAUGUACGCAGAAAAUGAAAGAGACGAUGCAGCUUUUCAACUCUUCAGGAAGAUGAGCUGCAGGGACAUAGUUUCAUGGAAUACCAUGAUUUCAUCCCUUGUAAAGGGAAGCAGUUCCUAUCAGGCCUUGAUGCUGCUGAGUGAGGUUCACAGCAAUGGUGGAUCUGAUAUGAUUUACCCGGAUUUUGUUACAAUAUUGGCAUCAAUUCAAGCCUGCUCAAGCUUGGCAUCCCUGCAACUAGGUCAAGUAAUUCAUGGAUACAUAACCAGAGCAGGUUUGAUUUGUGAUAUUUUUGUCCAGAAUUCACUGGUGGACAUGUAUGGAAAAUGUGGCAGGUUGCAUUUAGCUGAGAAAGUCUCUGAGGAAAUGCCUGUAAGAGAUCUGGGUUCAUGGAAUUCACUCAUUGCUGCAUAUGGGAUCAAUGGAAAUGGAAUCUCUGCCCUGAAUGUCUUCAAGCAACUGAAGAACACAGGUGCCCACCGGCCAAAUGCAAUUACAUUCACCAACAUUCUCUCAGCUUGCGCUCAUGCAGGGCUUGUAGCAGAAGGCUUUGAAAUAUUCAAGAGCAUGAAGAGAGAGUACAGCCUGGAGCCAAGAAUCGAACACUUUGCCUGUAUGGUUGAUCUCUUGGGGAGGGCAGGGAGGCUUGAAGAGGCAGAAGCUUUCAUUCAGAAGAUGCCAUUUGAGCCGGGUCCAGAAGUGUGGGGUGCCUUACUGGGUGGUUGUGGACUCUUUGGAAACCUAGAUAUAGCUGAAAGGGUAGCAAAGAAACUUUAUAUUUUGGAGCCGAAGAGCAGAGCUUGGAGAGUUGCAUUAUCAAAUGUUUAUGCAAGUGUCAACAAAUGGGAGGAUGCCGCAAAGGUGAGAGCAGAAAUGAGAAGAUCUGAAGAACUGCAGAAGGAAGGUGGGUGGAGCAGUGUGGAGGUGAGAGGGCAAGAGUUCCGGUUUAUGGUAGGUGAUACAAUGCAUCCAGAGGCUAGGAUGGUCUAUGCAGUUUUGAAAGGAAUAAAUGAACAUAUCAGAGAUGCUUGCAGAAUAGUCUGA